AUGUUGGGAGCAAAUCGAGCAACAUCGGUGGCUGUUGUGCACGCCGCCAGCCGUACUCGAGCAACCUUGCCGGCCAUUCAAUUUAUCUCAGUCCGCACAUUCGCCGACGUCGACAUUGAGCAUGGUCGUAAAGAGUGGAAAAUACUGGGCGAUCUCAAGAACUACAAACCAAGCCGCAAAAAUGACGAGGAAGCCCCGUCGGCGCACGCUAUUUUGCUCCGUUCGCACAAACUUAAAGAGGAAGAGGUACCGCCGACGGUUCGCGCUAUCGCGAGAUGUGGUGCUGGUACAAACAAUGUACCCGUUGCUCGAAUGACCGAACUGGGAAUUCCUGUGUUCAACACGCCAGGAGCCAAUGCCAAUGCUGUCAAGGAACUGGUGUUAUGCGGUUUGCUUCUUGGAAGUCGUCGUGUGGUGGACGGCAUCAAUCAUAUGAAGGAUCUGGGAAACCAAGGUUUAGCUAGGGAACGCGUUGAAAAAGACAAAGCCAUGUUUGGUGGUCGUGAGAUCAAAGGGAAAACACUUGCCGUGAUUGGACUUGGUCAUAUCGGAUCAAUGACUGCCCGAGAUGCCGCUGAACUCGGUAUGAACCUGCAGGGGUAUGACCCCGGUCUCUCGGUACAGUCUGCGCUCAAGCUGCCGACCUCGAUAUCACUUUGCGACUCUAUCGCAGCAGCUGUCGCUGGGGCAGAUUAUAUCAGUAUUAACAUUCCGUACAUUAAGGGUGAAGGGGGAACGCAUGGCAUUAUCGGAAAAGACGUGAUUGAAAACUUCAAGGCGGACGCAGUUUUGCUGAAUUUCGCUCGCGGUGAAUUAGUCGACUCUGAAGCUAUGAAAGUGUUCUUGGACAGUGGCAAUGGUCGAUAUGUUUCCGAUUUUCCCGAUGAUUUGUUGUGGGACCAUAAAAAUGCUGUGAUUCUUCCCCACCUAGGAGCGUCUACUGAAGAAGCAGAGGACGCUGCUGCGUCCAUGGCCGCCGACACUAUUCGUGAUUUUUUACAAACUGGUGCCAUUCGCAACUCGGUGAACUUCCCUACUUGUUCUCUAGGUGAAUGCUCAGGUAGUACAGUGCGUAUUACCGUGGUCAACUUAAAUGUUCCCGGGUGCCUUGCCAAGAUUACGGAUGCCGUCGCCAGUGAAAAUUUCAACAUUGUCCAGCAAAUUAAUCAGUCGCGCGGUAACAUCGCCUACAGUGUCCUUGAUAUCGACACAGAAGGACAUAAUGCUGUCGCAGAUUUCAAAUCAGUGCAAGAGAAAAUCACCAUGCUGGAGGGCGUAUUGUGCAGUCGCAUCAUUUACGAAGGAAAAACUCCGGGAACUGGGUUCGCCAAGAAUCUCGAGGGAGAAUACUUCGUCUAA
This is a messenger RNA of Phaeodactylum tricornutum CCAP 1055/1, 1359 nucleotides long. Its product is annotated as 2-hydroxyacid dehydrogenase. Gene Ontology annotation, biological process: L-serine biosynthetic process. Gene Ontology annotation, molecular function: phosphoglycerate dehydrogenase activity; NAD binding. The transcript has 3 exons. Bases 1 to 1359 code for a protein of 452 amino acids. The record is from RefSeq and is a predicted model, not a curated record. Lineage: Eukaryota; Bacillariophyta; Bacillariophyceae; Surirellales; Neidiaceae.